This is a messenger RNA of Truncatella angustata, 1771 nucleotides long. Its product is annotated as pyridoxal phosphate-dependent transferase. Gene Ontology annotation, molecular function: transaminase activity; pyridoxal phosphate binding. Gene Ontology annotation, biological process: biosynthetic process. NCBI's taxonomy places the organism in Eukaryota, Fungi, Ascomycota, Sordariomycetes, Amphisphaeriales, Sporocadaceae. The record is from RefSeq and is a predicted model, not a curated record. The transcript has 9 exons. The coding region runs from base 407 to 1771 and encodes 454 amino acids.
GUUACUGCUACAAUAUCCCAGUCGUACAAAAGGUGAAAUUUGUUAGUACAUAAGAGCCACUCUUGUUCCUGCAUUCCUGCAAUGUAUUCGAGAAUCAUUCCAUGGGACGCGGCCGCCGCAGAAGUCCACCUCCAUGAAUACUAGUUCUACACUAGACUAAGUCACAAAUUGCGCAACUCGGUGCUCUAUAUCGUUUUGCGUUGCUGAUAGCGAUUAGCUAUCAUUGAAAGCGCUGCUAUCGGAUCGAAUAAGUAGUUAAUGAUUUUACCGAAUGCCCCUAUCGGUAUGAGGAAUGAAUUACCCCUUGUAUUUGAGACUUGCUGCUCUUGAAAGCUAUUUCUGCCCGUAUGUGUCUUUAUCGUGAAAUCACUACUCCACAUCGCAGUUAGAGAAUACGAGUUCCGCCAUGGCCGUCGCGACCGCAGCGCAGGUCCACGGAGAGUCACCUCCCAAAGAUAUCCGGAUUUUCAACAGCACGGAAUUGCUCUCACAGCGUGUGCGCAAAUGGCAGCCUCCAGCCAUUUCGAGUCUUCUCCCUCUUGAGGCUGUGCCGGGCAUGAUCUCCCUCAUCGUGGGAAAGCCCAACCCUGACUGCUUCCCAUUUUCCAGUAUCUCAAUAGGUCUCAAGGGCACCAAUGAGCAACUCAUAUUGAAUGAGACAGAUCUGCAUGAUGCUUUUCAGUAUGCCCUGCUACCCGGCGGCAUCCCAGAAUUGCGCCAGUGGUUUGAGGAAUUCCAGGCGAGGAUACACGGCCCAGGGCCAGUCGGAACAUGGGGCUGUGCGAUUGGCAGUGGCAGUCAGGACCUCUUGUACAAAGCGUUCCAAGUGUUUACGGAUCCAGGUGACUACGUUCUCAUUGAUACGCCGGCAUACUCGGGUACUCUGGGAUUCCUUAGUGCAGAUUGUCACAAUCUUGUGGAGGUAUUAUCUGAUGCUGAAGGCUUAAACCCAACGGAGCUCGAAAUAGUCCUUUCUCAAUGGCCUGACCAUAAGCGUCGACCCCGUAUCCUAUAUACCGUCCCAACAGGUUCCAACCCAACUGGGCGGUCAUGUACUCAGGCACGCAAGAUCGAAAUCCUGCGUCUCGCUAAAAAGUUUAACUUCCUCAUCUUUGAAGACGAUGCUUACUAUUUCCUGGAUUUUGCGGAUCCUGCUGUCAAGGCUCGCAGCUAUGUGUCCCUGGAGGCCGAGGUCAACGGCGAAACCGGCCGUGUACUGCGAUUUGACUCUCUAAGUAAGAUUGUGAGCGCUGGGAUGCGCCUAGGAUUCCUUACCACAUCACCGUCCAUCUUGCAAAAGGUCAACAUGAUCACCGGAAACACGAACCUCCAAGCCGCUUCAACCUCCCAGGUUAUCGCCCUAGCUCUAUUAAGGCAUUGGGGCCACGAGGGAUUUCUCACACACACAUCCAAUGCGGCAGAGUUCUAUCGCCAUAAGCGGGACAUGCUGGUUGCCGCGGCUGAACGGUAUCUCCAAGACAAGGCCACAUGGGAAGUUCCCACUGCCGGCAUGUUUCUUUGGAUCAAGUUGCUGCUCCCGCCUGGUCGUGACAGCUUUGAAGUAUUGACUAGUUUUUCUAGCGCGGCUGGUGUCAUCGCCGUUCCGGGGAUGGCAUUUAUGCCCAGCCGGAGCAAGACAUGUCAGCUUCGGCUAAGCUUUAGUUUGGUCACGGAGGAUGAGGCCAAUGAAGCAUGUAGGCGAAUCGCGACCUUGGUAGAAAGUGCCUUCACAGAAGCAGCCAAGGGGAAUCAUACGUGGUCUGAUGAAUAG